AUGCAGUCAGUAUUCUUAUCGAUAAACCAAGUUGAGCAAGGCUCUUACGAGUUUUGAACGCCUUUCAACAACGAAGAAAUAAAAGAAGUCUUCAAAUGGCAGCUAUCAGAGGCUAAAAAGCCGGGUUUUCUAAUAGAAAACACUUACAUUUUGUCUGAUAAAGCCCUAAUCAAACUUGAAGCUGGCUCGAAAGUCCCUGUAAGUACUGUAAAUAUCCAAUGGAAGCUGAUCGAGCCUUUUGUGGAGGAGAAAGACGACAUUACUAGAUAUGGCUUUAGCCUUGGACACCAGAAUGCAAGCCACGAUUUUUAUGUAAAGAAUAAAGAAGAGCUGGACUUAUGGGUUUUAUGUGAUAUAAAUUGGAAUAUUCCUGUGUAUCAUUUUUCAUAUUUUUUAUCGAAAUUUUUUCUCGUGAUAGAUUUUUAGCUUUUUUUCCCGAAAAAUUUGUCUCACAAAGAAAAAGUUAUUAAUAAAAAUUUUUGGGAUGUCACACGAAGAAAAAAUUUCUAUCAAAUAAUUGGCAACUGGAUUUAUGGCUUGACAAACUGUCAUACGUAGGGAUUCUAACAGAUCUCGAAGAUGAUUAUGAGCUUGAAAUAGUUCUAGGAAGAGGAGCCUACUCUAAGGUUUUCCUUGGUAAACAUCGAAAAGAUUGUAAAAAGUAUGCCAUAAAAUCUAUCGAUAAGCUUGAAAUCAAAGGAAGCCAAGAAAACUACGAAGCACUCAUAAAGGAAAUAAAAAUUAUGAGAAAAUUAAAUCAUCCAAAUAUAAUAAAACUUCAUAAAAUUUAUGAAGAUGAAGACCACGUACAUUUAGUUCUAGAUUAUGCCAAAGGCGAAGACCUGUAUACCAGAGUUCUCAUGAAAGAUAAUUUCACUGAGAGAGACGUGGCUAAAUUGAGCCAAAAACUUUUAUGUGUACUAGAUUACUUAUACCCCCUUCAAAUUGGAACACAAAAAUCUGUUCCAAUUUAAAGGGGACAAUUUCUUUAAAUUUUUUGUCUAUAGAAAAUUUAUAUUCUGUCAAUGUAUAAAAAAGAAUUUUAAAAAUUUAAAAAUAUAAAUUGAAACGAGAUUUUUGAUUAUUUUGAAGAAUUAAUACAAAAAUUAAUCGAUCCAGCGUAAAAUUAUUAUAUAGUUAGUGACACUGACUAUAAUAAUAUUCUAAUUGAGCUUUUCGUUAAACUAAGUCUAAUCUAAUUUUAUAAAAAAAAAUUAUAUCUAUAAAAUUUUUCUAUUAAAAAAUAUUUAUUUCAUUUAAAGGGGGCUAAAAUAUCAAAAAAUGCAAAUUUUGUGUCUAUAUUUUGUUCCAAUUUAAAGGCGGGGAGUUAAAUUCCCAAAAUAUUGUGCAUAGAGAUAUAAAGCUUGAAAACAUCCUUAUGGAUUCCUAUGAAAAUGACUACGAUUUUAAGCUUGCUGAUUUUGGAUUAGCAACAGAAGCCUCUGGAGAUCUAAAGCUCAGAUGUGGCACCCCCGGCUAUAUCGCCCCUGAGAUUCUCAGAAGGCAGCCAUACGGCACCAAAAGUGAUUUAUUUUCUGUAGGGAUCAUUAUGUAUAUAUUAUUAUCCGGAAAAAUGCCUUUUUACAGUGAGUCAGUAAAAGACAUCCUUGUAAAAAACACUGAGUGUAUAAUAAAUUUCAAUGACCAUGUAUGAAAAUACGUAUCAAAGGAUGCUAUCAACCUAAUUAAAAGGUUGACUGAUCCUAAUCCCGAAAAUAGAAUCCCUCCUGAAGAAGCGGUAGGGCACAGAUGGUUUUGUAAAAAACUAAAAUCUAUUAGUUUCAGAUCCAGAAGUCUGAAAAGUCGCUCACAAGAAAUCAAUAGGGAAAGAGGAGAUUUUCAGGUAGAAUGUGUAAAAAUAAAGACCAGAAUACUCCCGAACAAUUUUGUUCCAAUAAAGAAAGCUAGGUUGCAGAGGUUAAUUAAAGGCAAAGUUUAUUAA
This is a messenger RNA of Blepharisma stoltei, 1942 nucleotides long. Lineage: Eukaryota; Ciliophora; Heterotrichea; Heterotrichida; Blepharismidae. The record is from the annotation of a GenBank genome assembly.